AGAUUCAGUAUUUGGUCCUAAUAUUAAUGGUAGCGUAAUAGUUCAACCAGUGAAACGUUUUGGUGUGUAAACAUGAGUUUUUUGUUCGCAGGAUAAUUUUUUAUUUUUAUUUCAACGCGGCUUUUGUUUCCAGUCGGACGACUUAUUGCGACGCACAACAACAAGCACUUGUCCCUUUAACCGAAUAGCUGUUGUUUUAAACAUUUUGUUCACGUAUACAAAGGGCGGUUAGGUUUAUUUACAGGUAGACGGAUAGAUGUCUGACUCCCAAGAACAAACUAAAAAAGCUGAGGAGGAGCCUGAUACACCUGACCACGAGGCCGAGUCAGACGACAGCAGCGAGGAAGGCGACGCUUCUGGAGACACUGAAAUGGAUUUCUUGCGCAGUCUAUUCUCUCGGACUCUCGGCCUGAGCCCUGGAGAGAAAGUCCUUGAUGAACUGAGCCUUGACGGAGUUGCUCGUUAUAUACAGAGUGGUAAAUGCAAGAAUGUUAUCUGUAUGGUGGGUGCAGGAAUAUCGACCUCGGCCGGCAUCCCUGACUUCCGCUCUCCUGGAACUGGCCUCUAUUCCAAUCUGCAGAAAUACAACCUGCCGUACCCGGAGGCCAUCUUUCAGAUCGACUACUUCAAGAAACAUCCAGAACCUUUUUUUGCUUUGGCCAGAGAGCUCUACCCAGGACAGUUCAAGCCCACUGUGUGUCAUUACUUCAUAAGGAUGCUGAAGGAUAAAGGCCUUCUCAAACGCUGCUAUUCACAGAACAUUGAUACAUUAGAGAGAGUGGCAGGACUGGAAGGAGAGGACCUGAUUGAAGCCCAUGGAACCUUUCACACUUCACACUGUGUGAGUUUCCUCUGCCGGAAGGAGUACACCAUGGAGUGGAUGAAAGACAAGAUCUUUGCUGAGGACAUUCCUAAGUGUGAAGCCUGUAACAGUCUGGUCAAACCUGAUAUUGUGUUCUUUGGUGAGAAUCUUCCAACUCGAUUCUUCAGCUCAAUGAAAAAGGAUUUUCCUCAGUGUGAUCUUCUCAUCGUAAUGGGCACAUCACUGCAGGUUCAACCUUUUGCGUCUCUUGUCAGCAGAGUUCCCACUAGCUGCCCACGGCUCCUCAUCAAUAUGGAGAAGUCAGGACAGUCGGAUUUCGCAGUGGGCUUUCUGGGAUUUGGAGGAGGAAUGGAUUUUGAUUCAGAUAAAGCAUACAGGGAUGUUGCACAUUUGAGUACGUGUGAUGAUGGCUGCUUGGCUCUAGCAGAGCUGCUGGGUUGGAAGGCUGAGCUGGAGGAGCUGGUGAAGCGUGAACACGCUCUUAUUGACAGCAAAGAUGCGAAAAAGAAAGGCGAGCAGACGAGUCAGAGCUCUACGGCCUCAGAGAAAGACGUCAAAAACACAGAGACCGAGAAGACAAAGUAGUCAAGCGGAGUGAAAAAUUAAAGCCCCGUCCAUUUUGACUCCCAGUCUUUGAUUCUCGGAGACUGCUGUCCCUCGUCUCUCUGUCUCUUUGAAAUUUCUGUCAUACUAGAUAUACAACGGGCUUAGAAUUUCACUCCUUGGAUAUUUAUAUCAUGGUAAAUUAGGAAAACUAGGCCCAGAGCAGCAACAUUUAUCACGUAAGCUACGAAUUGUACUGUACACAUUGAGGCGAGACGGAUGCAGGUGACAGAUAAGCCAAACAAUCUUGCGUGACCUUGUCUGGUUCACUGUAAUCCUGAUAUGCAUAAGGCUUUUAACAACAAUUUGUCAUUUUUUAUUAAGGGGUAGUUAUGCAUACUUUCCCAGAUUAAAUGGUGGUAUAUGUACAGGAGGCUGUUUAUUAUCUUGACUGAUGAGCUGAAUGUGUUUUAUUUGCCGAAGGUGGUAGAGGUAUUUGUUAAUGCUUAGAAUAUCAAAACUUAUGGACUUGGUGGUUUUGUGGACAGCCUUACUAAGGCAAAAGAUUGUAACUGAUUAUAGAGUGAAAAAGAAAAUAUAUUAAUUAAAUAAGUUCAGUCAAUGUUCAGCCAAAUAAAUAGUCGCUAGAUGAUAUAAUGGAGGGCUUUUUGAUGGGAAGUAUAGUUAGAGUUGAUCUCAUUGACUGAUGUCUUUUUCUUUUUUGUUUUGUUUUGUUUAAUCAAAUUUCCUCUUCAUUUAAAAAAUAUUUCCAUUGAUGAAUUGAGGUAUCCAUUAUAAUAAUAUAGCCUGAUAUGUUUAAAUUGCUUAAUUUGCAAUGUUUUUGUUAAUGUUGCAGUGUUUCCUAUCUGUGCCAUGAUUAUGCAAGACUUGAGAUUAUUUAAAAAAUAUUAUUUAAAAAAUGUUUCAUCAAUCAUGUGUUCAAUAACCAGCAAGAAAUGGAAAUAAACACUACAUAAAUGAA
This is a messenger RNA of Ictalurus punctatus (channel catfish), 2348 nucleotides long. It is a transcript of the gene sirt2, whose product is annotated as sirtuin 2 (silent mating type information regulation 2, homolog) 2 (S. cerevisiae). The coding region runs from base 257 to 1408 and encodes 383 amino acids. NCBI's taxonomy places the organism in Eukaryota, Metazoa, Chordata, Actinopteri, Siluriformes, Ictaluridae. The record is from RefSeq and is a predicted model, not a curated record. The transcript has 16 exons. Gene Ontology annotation, molecular function: NAD+ binding; histone deacetylase activity, NAD-dependent.